AUGAGUACAGAAAUGCAGUUAAAGACCCAGCUACCCCCAAACUCCUCAAGAACCCAUGAGAACCCCUACAAGUACCCACCAACCCCCACAAAGACCCAGCUACCCCCAAACUCCUCAAGAACCCAUGAGAACCCCUACAAGUACCCACCAACCCCCACAAAGACCCAGCUACCCACUCACUCCACAAGAACCCAUGACAACCCCUACAAGUACCCACCAACCCCCACAAAGACCCAGCUACCCCCAAACUCCACAAGAACCCAUGACAACCCCAACAAGUACCCACCAACCCCCACAAAGCCCCAGCUACCCCCUAACUCCACAAGAACCCAUGACAACCCCUACAAGUACCCACCAACCCCCACAAAGACCCAGCUACCCCCAAACUCCACAAGAACCCAUGACAACCCCUACAAGUACCCACCAACCCCCACAAAGCCCCAGCUACCCACUCACUCCACAAGAACCCAUGACAACCCCUACAAGUACCCACCAACCCCCACAAAGACCCAGCUACCCCCUAACUCCUCAAGAACCCAUGAGAACCCCUACAAGUACCCACCAACCCCCACAAAGACCCAGCUACCCCCAAACUCCACAAGAACCCAUGACAACCCCUACAAGUACCCAUCAGCCCCCGAAGCCAUCCAAUCUAUAAAAAGUACUAAUCAAUCUAAAUCUUAA
Asterias rubens (European starfish) is the source of this 684-nucleotide messenger RNA. RefSeq names its product mucin-2-like. Lineage: Eukaryota; Metazoa; Echinodermata; Asteroidea; Forcipulatida; Asteriidae. The record is from RefSeq and is a predicted model, not a curated record. The transcript has 2 exons. The coding region runs from base 1 to 684 and encodes 227 amino acids.